AUGAUUCCUCAUUAUACAUCAUCUGUCUGUGAUAUUACAAAAUCACCUCUCUCUCUCUCUCUCUCUAUCUAUCUAUCUAUCUCUAUAUAUCUAAUUCUCUUCUGUCUCUCUCUUCUGUCUGCCUCUUCCGUCUCUCUCUCUCUCUCUCUCUUCCAUCUGCCUCUUUCAUCUCUCUCUCUCUCCUCCGUCUCCCUCUUCUGUCUCUCUCUCUCUUCCGUCUGCCUCUCCUGUCUCUCUCUCUCUUCCAUUUGCCUCUUCCGUCUCUCUCUCUCCCAUCUGCCUCUCCCGUCUCUCUUUCAUCCGUCUGCCUCUCCCAUCUCUCUCUCUUCCAUCUGCCUCUCCCGUCUCUCUCUCUCUCCUCCGUCUCUCUCUCUUCUGUCUGCCUCUCUUCCGUCUGCCUCUCUUUCGUCUCUCUCUCUCUUCCAUCUGCCUCUCUUCCGUCUCUCUCUCUCUUCCGUCUGCCUCUUCCGUCUCUCUCUCUCUCUCUUCUGUCUGCCUCUCCCGUCUCUCUCUCAUCUGUCUGCCUCUCCCAUCUCUCUUUCAUCCGUCUGCCUCUCCCGUCUCUCUUUCAUCCGUCUGCCUCUCCCAUCUCUUUCUCUUCCGUCUCUCUCUCUCUUUCUUCCGUCUCUCUCUCUCUGCCUCUCCCAUCUCUCUCUCUUCCGUCUGCUCAAAGCUUGCCUCGGGAAAAAAAAUAUGGAGACCUUAACCAUUGCUGCUUCUCAAGAGAAUGGCCGAAGCAUGCUAGCCAAUUUUGAUGUGGAAAAGAAGAUUGGAAAAGGCCAGUUCUCGGAAGUUUAUCGAGCAAGAUCAAAACCAACAGGCAGUGUGGUGGCAUUGAAAAAAGUUCAGAUUUUUGAAAUGGUUGAUGCGAAAGCAAGACAAGAUUGCAUUAAGGAAAUUGAUUUAUUGAAGCAACUUGACCACCCAAAUGUUAUUAAAUACCUGGCAUCAUUUAUUGAAGAAAAUGAAUUGAAUAUUGUGUUAGAACUUGCGGAUGCAGGAGAUUUAUCUCGAAUGAUCAAGCACUUUAAACAGCGUAGCCGACUGAUUCCUGAAAAAACCAUUUGGAAAUACUUCAUUCAAAUCUGUAGUGCCUUGGAACACAUGCAUUCUCGUAGAAUCAUGCAUAGAGAUAUCAAACCUGCUAAUGUCUUUAUAACUGCUCAAGGAAAAGUGAAAUUGGGAGAUCUUGGCCUGGGAAGAUUUUUCAGUUCUAAAACAACUGCUGCUCAUUCUUUAGUUGGUACACCUUAUUAUAUGUCUCCUGAAAGAAUCCAUGAGAAUGGAUACAACUUCAAGUCUGACAUUUGGUCUUUAGGCUGCUUGCUUUAUGAGAUGGCAGCUUUGCAGUCCCCAUUUUAUGGUGACAAAAUGAACCUCUAUUCUCUCUGCAAAAAAAUAGAACAGUGUGAUUAUCCACCCUUGCCCUCAGAUAAUUACUCACAAGAGCUGCGUUCCCUCUUUUCCUCCUACUCUUUUCACUUUUCUCCCCACUCAUUAACAACUGCACUUUCUGUUAGUUUCAGUAUACCUUUCUUUCUAUCUAUGGCCUUUUUUUUUAUUCCUUUUAUGUUUUCUUCCUCUUGCAUUUCAUAA
Acanthosepion pharaonis is the source of this 1596-nucleotide messenger RNA. The record is from the annotation of a GenBank genome assembly. Lineage: Eukaryota; Metazoa; Mollusca; Cephalopoda; Sepiida; Sepiidae.